AUGCCGCCCUUCAAGGAUGAGUGGGUUCUUAUCAUUGCGCCGGGGUCGAAAUACACAAAUGUGCAGCUUGGUCUACCAGAAAGCUUCACGCCUCCGCAGCGGCGGUUUGCGACGCGCAUGUUUCCUGGCUUGAAACCUGGAGAGUGGGAGCCUAUCAAGAUCGAAACGCGGCCGAAGGUCAAGAGCGAGGACGUAAAAACUACUGCGUCGCCGAACGGGGACGCAAAGACAGAGGGCAGCCUGGUCAAUGGCGAAUUAAAACCCCAAGAUAGGACUGGGCCCUCUACCGAUGUCGAAAUGUCUGAUGCGGCGCCGACGGAGGCGCCCAAACCUACAGCUGAGAAUGGCGAAUCUGCGCCUGUAGCAACAUCUACAGAGGCUAGUGCAGCGGAGGGUCAACCCGGGCCCGCAGAGACCGAGCCGGAGAUCGUGUACGAGGACGAUCCUUACUCGGAGGAGGGCGCAGUAUACCCCAUUGUCAAUGGUCGCGUUGAGAACUGGCCAUGUCUUUUCGCGCUGCUAUCACACAUCUGGAAGACCAUGGGACCUCACUUCGUUUCGCCGCUGCUGGUCGUAUCACAGCCGAGCUGGACGGAACGUGACAAGGAGAUGAUCACACAAUACUUCUUCGAAAAUCACAGGAUACCAGCAUUCUGCAUGAUGGACGCAGCACUUGCGGCAUGCUACGCCUACGGUGUGCCCAGCGCCCUGGUGGUGGACAUUGGCCUAGACAAAUGUGAUGUGUCUGCUGUGACCGACUAUCAGGUCAACGACUCUGGUCGUGCUGUUGCGCUCGAAGGCUGCGGUGGGCGAGCAUUAACGAAGCGAUUGCAGGAAGCGUUGAACAGAAAAGGAAUCGAAUGCGAUGAGUCAAUGGCCGAGGCUCUGAAGAAGAGCAGCAUCUGCGAGAUCCUAUUACCUGGCACCCCACUACCGAUAGGUUCGGCCGUUGCCCCGGCGGAGGUGCCGAACCCUGCCGCCGCGGCCAGCACUGGUGCUGUAGACUCAGGUAGCAACGCGAAGGAAGCAGACGGAGCACGGCCUGGCGAUGCGCCGAGGGGGCCAGGCAACAACACCGAAGUCGGCGAGGAUAAUGGUGACGAUGAGAAUGAGGGUGUGAUGGACGUGGCAAGCAUUGUCGCACAGAGCAAUGCUGCUGAGAUCGUGGCAAAGCGCGAGGCAGAAAGGGCUGCAAAGGCAGCUGCGAAGAAGGCCAAUCCAGCCGAAGGUCCUAAGCCAGUGAGAUUACGGAACUCUGAGAAAGUGAAUGCUACCUUCACGUAUGAAGAGGUGUUGCCACAUGGUACAACGGACGAGGACGGUAGCCGGAAACGCAAGCGAGAAGUCGAGGUUGGUGUCGAGCGGUUCAUGGCUGCUUACCCCUCGGAAGGCCAGACUGAUGGCAUUCUGGACACCAUUACGGCCGCCAUACACAGCACUGCUCUGGGUGUACCGGAUAUCCCUCUACGGUCGUCGUUAUGGGACAACCUGAUCAUCCUUGGCAAUGGUGCUAGGGCACGAGGCUUCACCACAGCAUUAAUCAGUCUGCUCUCCACACGGUAUACUCUAUCACCGUCAACUGCCACGAUCUUCACUUCUGAGCUACCUUCAAACUUUACCACGCCAGUCGCAACGCCAGGUACAAAUACUCCUGUUCCUGGUCAGCCGGGACAUCCCAUGCAUCACCCUGGGGGCCACGGCGUGAACCCGUUGCUCGUGGCUGCGACUCGAAAUGUCAUGCAACCCAACACACCACAACAUCAGCUCCAAGUGCCUGGACAGAUGACGGGGCAUGCUACACCUAUGAUGGACCCUCAUAUACAUCACUACCGCGGCUUCAGCCAGUCACCAACCUCGAUCAAGACGGUCAAGGUGCCGGACUACUUCCCGGAAUGGAAACAUGCGUCGGUAGCGGGCAUGGAGGAGGCGGCUUUCCUUGGCGCACAGGUGGCUGGAAAGGUGAUCUUCAUGGUAGACGCCGGCCAGAAUAAGGGCUUCAUGAGUCGGACAGAGUACAAUGACCUUGGCCCGGCUGGCAUUCACGAUUAUGCUAUGUGA
Molecule: messenger RNA, 2058 nt
Organism: Cyphellophora europaea CBS 101466
Lineage: Eukaryota; Fungi; Ascomycota; Eurotiomycetes; Chaetothyriales; Cyphellophoraceae
Exons: 3
Coding region: 1-2058 (685 amino acids)
Source: RefSeq, a predicted model, not a curated record